AACUGUGAGAGGGCACAGGAGCGCGAGCGCGAGCUUGAAGCGCGGGUGCGGACUUCAGUCGCGUGCGACGCGCGCUCUCAGCCGGUUUACGAUGUUUCUCAGCAGAUUGACUUAACGCGAUUGAAUAUGAACGCGAACGUGAAAGACGCGCGGGUGGAACUGAACGUCCGCGUACGACUUGCCGGCACUUGAGAAACUUUUACGAUGAAAACGAAACGGAGUAUCGUUACCGCGCGACAAAUCGCCGUGGAACGAAAGCAAUAACUGGUACCGACGAGACAAACGGGAGAAAUAAAUCGUGGAUCGUAUUACAGCGAUAAAAUGCGGCGCAAAAGACAGAUUUGCGAUCUCGCCGAUAACGCAUCGGGAAACGCGUCACCGGCGACUUUUGAUCGCGCGGAGUCAAAGUUUGUUGAGUUCGAAUGAGACGGAGCGCGAUCUGCGCGAUGCAAUUUGACUGAAUGAUGUAUACCUCAUUAUUGACGGAUUUGUGCCGGUCGAGAAAAUUGUGAUUAAAGCUUUACAUAGAUAGAAAUUGUUGAAAAAGAGAAGGGGAAGAAAGGAAAGAGAGAAGAAACCUGGAGGAGAAAAGAAGGAGAUGCAAGGCGGAAAGCGGAAAUAGCGCUUCGCGGACGAUAAUAUUUAUUAUCGAAUCAAGAAGUGCAAAUUCUUCGACUUUGAAAAGUCAGAAGUAACUAAUGUAUCGCGUCUGACUGUCUGUCUCUGUUAAUUUGAUAAAACUUAUCAGUCCAAAGUUACGUCCUUAUCUGAUCUUUUCUUUUUCAAAACGGAAAAAAUUCACGGAAGUCGUAAUCUCUGACCGAUUAAGUGGAAACGAUUUAUGUCUGUCAAUACGACUCGAUGUUUUAGUAUAACGUUUCAGUAGUAAAUGUUUAUUACAUUUUUGCCAUCGAUUAUCGUCAACGGAUUUAAGUAAAAAAAAAAAAAAAAAAUUAGGCGGAAAUUAAGCGGAAAUUAUAUAGAUUUUUUUAUCUCGCCUUUUGGAAAUUAUCGAUAACUAUGAGGGACAAAUUUACAUUCAGCUCGGGAAUGCCGGACAUGCACGAGACCCUGUCUAGCUUCCCGGAACAGUUUGGGGAUGGCCCGAGAAAACCGGAAAUAAAGCCGGAAAUUCCGAAGGAGACGGAUAGGACCGCGGACAAUCUGAAAUGCGGUUGGUUCUGGUUCAGGCCAAUUUACUUGCAGAAAUUUCGCACCGCGAAAUGGGCGCUGUUCUGGUUAUGCUGGGCCGGGGCUAUGCAAGGAAUGGUCGUGAAUGGUUUUGUAAAUGUCGUCAUCACGACGAUAGAAAGGAGAUUCGGACUGAAAUCGUCGGAGACCGGUUUGAUAGCGGGCGGAUACGAUAUAGCUAGCUUCUUUCUUCUCGUACCAGUAAGCUAUCUCGGUGGCCGCGCGAAGGCAUCGAAACCAAGGUAUAUCGGCAUAGGAAUUCUAGUCUUAGGUAUAGGUAGCUUGCUGUUUGCAUCUCCACAUUAUCUUGCCGGACCAUAUAGAGGAGGUCAGCAAACAGAAAAUGUAUGCCAAAGUGUCAGCAAUAUAUCGAGCCAUUCGAUAUCCUGCACGGAUCAAUCUACCGUUCAAGCGGAGCUAGAGCCUUACAGUGGCGUGUACUUAACCAUAUUUCUGGUAGCUCAGCUGUUACAUGGCGCCGGUGCGACACCCUUUUAUACACUCGGGGUUACGUAUUUAGACGAAAAUGUUUCGAAAAAGAUGUCCUCAGUAUAUUUAGGUGUUUACUACACCAUGGCCAUAAUAGGACCUGCGUUAGGCUACGUUGUCGGUGGCGAGCUACUGAAAAUUUACACGGACUUUCUUACGGUGGAUUCCUCAACGAUUGGAUUAACUUCCGAUAGUAAUGUCUGGAUUGGUGCAUGGUGGAUCGGUUUUCUGGCAGCGGCUGUCAUAUGCUUCAUCAUCGCGGUACCUGUCUUGGCAUUUCCGGCAGUCUUACCCGGUUCGGAGGAAUUAGCCAAAGAUAAGGUGUCAGAGGCACACGAGAAAUCGACUCGAUCUACCACCGCGGGAACGGGGGAAGCGUUCUCCAAGAUACGAGAGCUACCACGCGCUUUGACCGAACUACUCGGAAAUCCGGCAUUUUUUAUGUUGAACCUGGCAGGUGCCAGCGAAGGCUUGCUGAUCGCCGGAUUUGCUGCCUUCCUACCGAAACUGAUUGAAAAUCAAUUUAGCGUCAGUGCCAGUUCGGCGGCGUUGCUAAUGGGAUUGGUGACUGUACCAGCAGGUGGCGGCGGUACUUUUCUCGGCGGUUAUCUGAUAAAACGGUUCAACUUGUCCUGUUCUGGUAUUUUAAAAUUUUGUUUGCUGGCUACAUCCGCCUGCAUCGCGUUUACACUGUGUUUCGCUCUGAAUUGUCCGAACUUGGAUUUCGCUGGAUUGACCGUACCUUAUCAAAACAUCACAAGGAAGAUCGCGUUAUCUCUUGAAAACACUUGUAACAACGGCUGCGGAUGCUCCAGAUCGCAAUUCGAUCCUAUAUGCGGCGUGGAUGGGGUCACAUAUUAUUCGCCCUGUCAUGCCGGAUGUUACCGAGAAACACCGAUAAACAAUGUCAAGGUAUAUUCGGAUUGUAGCUGUAUACACGCACCGGCGAUGAAUUUAACAAGCGAAAAUACUGGCAACAUUGUCCAAUACGAAGCUGUCAACACUACCUGCGGAAGCACGUGCUCAUACCUGUGGCUGUUUAUCAUUCUGGCAUUUUGCAACAUGUUCAUGACUUUCCUCUGCACGAUGCCGGCACUUUCGUCCACACUGAGGGUCGUGCGCGACGAUCAGAGAUCCUUCGCUCUAGGCAUACAAUGGAUCAAAGUUCGUAUUUUGGGAACAAUACCGGCACCCAUGGUAUUUGGCGCUCUUAUAGACGAUACGUGUAUCUUAUGGAACGAGACGUGCGAUGGCAGAGGAGCGUGUCUCGUGUAUGACAAUUACUAUAUGAGCAGGUAUAUGCUCGCGUUGGCAUUUAUCGGAAAGGCAGCCUCGCUUCUUUUCUUCUUCUUAGCAUGGUGGACGUACGUUCCACCAGGUAGCAGAGGUAUCGACCAGAAUUCACGACAACAGACCACCGCUACUUUAAUGCUAAGCGAUACGUCUCAAGAGGUUGAGAUCGUUCCGACUACAAUAGCGUAAUCUCGGAUUGUUCCGUUUUUAGAACUGCUAUUUUAUAAAAAUGGUAGAAAACUGCAAUUUAUACACACGAAUAGAUAGAUACUUCGACAUUCCUUUUUUAAUGAGAUUUUGCAAAAUUUCAAAACGGGAUGAUUCGAGCUAUGACGAGAAUACAUAAACAAAUAUCAAGAUAGGAUAAAUGCGUAUAUGUCAAUACACAGCAUGAACGAAAAGUAUAUCAUAAAAAUCCCUUUUGCACAUUAGGAAGAUAAGUUUUUGAUAGCCCUAUAACUGAGAUUCGGAAGUCAAUCAGGGAGUGUUAAAUGGAUCUGGAUAAUCGUGCCAAAGAGCCUACAAUACCCAAAAGUUUUUGCAAUUUUUUUCAACUUUUUAUAACAAACAAAUCUUCGUGUGAUGAACCUAGCAUGAAUCAAAUAUCCAGUUUGCGCAACUCCAAGCCCUAACGUAAAUUUUUAUAAUCCUACAUUUACUGAUUGUCAAUUAAAUCGAUCGAUUAAUCAUAUUAUCUAUGAUGAUAAAUAUCGAUAGUACUUUAUACUCAAAAAUGUGAUUUAUGUAAAUUUUGGAGAUGGUUCUAGCGUCAUAUCAACGCCUUGUCGUGGUGAUUGUCGUAUACUAUAUUGCCGACUUGAUAUUAAACUUUCUGCGCCGUUUUCCGCUAUAAUUAUUUUUACUAAACGAAAAACACCAGUAUGUCUAGAGCACGUAUUAUACAUGUCAUCAAUAAAAAGCUAAUGAAGUAUGUUA
Molecule: messenger RNA, 3909 nt
Organism: Pogonomyrmex barbatus (red harvester ant)
Lineage: Eukaryota; Metazoa; Arthropoda; Insecta; Hymenoptera; Formicidae
Gene: Oatp26F
Product: Organic anion transporting polypeptide 26F
Biological process (GO): transmembrane transport; sodium-independent organic anion transport
Cellular component (GO): basolateral plasma membrane
Molecular function (GO): protein binding
Source: RefSeq, a predicted model, not a curated record